Molecule: messenger RNA, 5255 nt
Organism: Myiozetetes cayanensis
Lineage: Eukaryota; Metazoa; Chordata; Aves; Passeriformes; Tyrannidae
Gene: TDG
Product: thymine DNA glycosylase
Exons: 9
Coding region: 2345-3610 (421 amino acids)
Biological process (GO): base-excision repair, AP site formation
Cellular component (GO): nucleus
Molecular function (GO): mismatch base pair DNA N-glycosylase activity
Source: RefSeq, a predicted model, not a curated record
GGAGCGCAGAGCGGGCUCGGACGGGCCGGGCCUGGGGGGAGAGAGAGGCGCUGGGCCCCGACCGUGUCCGCGUACCGAGGGGGGAGCUGAAACUCGUUUAGUGCUUGGGCUUGUUUAAUUAUUUAAUUAAACAAGAGAAUUAUUUAAUACUUGUUUUGCGAACAAAUCUUCUUCUCUACCCCUUUUUUAAAUUUUUCUUUCAUGUUUAGCAUGAACUGAAGGCGGGGGGGGAGGUUGAGGGUAAAUAAAUCACUGCCUUUUCCUCGUGGAACUGGGAAUAUCUAUUCAAACGUCCCGUGGCAUUUUGUUGUGUUUGUUAUACAUCAGUAACAAAGAAUCGCAUUUCUGGACCCACGCGCAAGAAAUGUGGCCUAAAAUGUAUAGGAAACUUAGAGGCAGGGGUAAAACUUCUCUUUCAUCUCAGUAGCAAGUGGUUAGAGGACUUGUUUGCGACAUGGCGUGGAUUUUCUCUCUGUUUAAAGGAAAUUUUAUUUCCUUUACAAGAAGGAGAGUUUAUAUACACAUAAAAUAAGGCCUGUAUUACAAGACGGCAUCUGGUCUUGGUUUCACAUCUUUGUUACUCACUCUGUUCUGCUCUGUAUGAUUAAGCUUUUAUUACUUUAUGAACUGGAUUCUGCACGUCUCAGUUGUGUUUCCCAACACAGAUCUGAAGAUCGGUUUGGUUUGGUUCAGUAAUUGCACAAGUAUUUUAUAUAAAAUGGUACUUUUCCAGCAGAGGAGUUAAAGUAUUCACUGUACUCUGAAAAUCUCCCAUGACUUUACUAGGCAACUUGCUCAGGAAUCUGACAGACCUACGUUCAUAUUUGUUCUCCUUGAUUUGGGGCAGGUAUUUGGUUCAAAAUCAGUGGCUUUAUCACAAGACUGUGGGCUGUUCUGGUAUAAAUCUGAUUGACGGUGGGAUUCUUAAAAAUCCAUUUUGUAGUAGGGAAUGGUCCCUUCUUGAGACAUUUAGAAUUACGGAAUCAUUUAUGUUGGAUAAGAUCUCUAAGGUCAUUGAGUCCAACCAUUAACCCAGCACUGCCAAGCUCACCACUAAACCAUGUCCAUAAAUGCCACAUCUACACAGCUUUUAAAUAAUUCCAGGGGUGGUGACUCAAGCAGUUCCCUGGGCAGCCUGUUCCAAUGGUUAACAACCCUUUCCAUGAAGAAAUUUGUCCUAAUAUGCAAUCUAAGCCUCCCCUGGCAUAACUUGAGGCCAUUUCCCCUUGUCCUGUCGCUUGUUACUUGAGACUGACCCCCACCUGGCUACAACCUCCUUUCAGGUAGUUGUAGAGAAUAUGAGGUUCCCUCUGAGCCUCCUUUUCUCCAGGCUAAACAAUUCCAGCUCCCAGGUCCAUUGCCCUUCUCUGGACAUUCUCCUCAAUGUCGUUCUUGUAGUGAGGGGCCCAGAAAUGAACAUGGGAUUUGAAGUGUGGCCCCAGAGCAGGGGGAUGAUCACUGCCCUGCUCCUGCUGGCCACACUAUUUCUGAUAGAGGCCAGGAUGCCACUGGCCUUCUUGGACAAAUAUGUCUAUGUCUAAAAGUUAUUCGGUGUUUUUGUUAAUAGCUUUGAGAUGGUAAAAUUGAUUCCUAAAAAUUUACUGUUCACAAAAUCCUUUCUAUGUAUUUUUAUAGCAGUAGAAUCUGUGGCCAAGAAAAUGGCUGUGUAGGUAGGAGUGACAGCAUAAAGCCGAAUUUUGUGGGGUGUGGGGGCUGUAUGUUACUAAUAAAUGUGUGGAGGAAGAAAGCUGUGUAUGGAAAAAUGUCUUUAUGCAUGGAAGGGAGCUGAGUUUUUGUGUAUGUGAACAUUUCCAUGUAGAAUAGUGCACAAAUAGUGCACUAUUUGUGUUGGGAUCCAGUGUGUGAUAGCUGGGCAACAUCUGCCACACAAUUUGUUAAAGCUGUUUAAUGAUCUGCAUGGUAACAAAGGCUGUGUAUCCUUAAUGCUAUAUAGCUCAGGAUGAUUUAUCCAUUCUGGAUCUUACCAGAUCAAGUAAAUGAUGCAGCACUAAAAAACGUAAAAUUUGGGAAACUUAAAGUCCAAAGAGUUUUAACUCACGUGUGUUGUAAAUUGUUGGUGUGUUUGAUAGUUUGCUUUGGAAUAGUGUGCUGCAGAGUGUUUUUCCUGAAAAAAAGGGUAAAGCUCCACACUUCAUUUACCCAUGUUAUGUUAAUUCCACAUGAUAGUAAUCACAAGAGAACUGUACCGUUAAUGUUGGGUUUAACUGAUACCAGCUGGACUGCUUUGUGGAUUUGGAUAAUUUACUGCCUUGUUAAUGGAGUUGUUGGAGAAUGUAAGUGCAGUACAUGCCUGCCUUUAUAAAGUUUGAUUUUUACAGCAUAUAUGGCACAUCACCAAGUUUCUAAGUUGCUGAUAAGUUAUGUCUCUUUUCUCUCCCUCCUAAGAUACUACGCAUAUCUUCAGCAAGCUCAAGCAUUUUACUCGUUUCCGUUCCAUCAGAUGAUGACUGCUGUGCCCAACAUGGAAACGAUGGCUGAGCAGCCAACUCUAGAGGGCAUUCCAGAGCCAAACAUUGCUCAGGAGCCUCCAAAAGAAGUUAAGAAAGGAGGAAGGAAAAGAAAAGCCAAAGCAACUGAGCCAAAGCAACCCAAAAAGCCUGCUGCUAAAAAAGAAAAAACAACCAAAUCAAAAGGCAAACAAGAAAAGAUCACAGAUACUUUUAAAGUCAAAAGGAAAGUGGAUCGUUUUAAUGGUGUAUCUGAAGCUGAACUUCUGACCAAGACCUUGCCUGAUAUUUUGACCUUUGAUCUGGACAUUGUAAUAAUUGGCAUAAACCCUGGCCUGAUGGCAGCUUACAAAGGACAUCAUUAUCCGGGACCUGGAAACCAUUUUUGGAAGUGUCUGUUCAUGUCUGGUCUAAGUAAUGAACAGCUGAACCAUAUGGAUGACCACACUUUGCCACAUAAAUAUGGGAUUGGAUUUACAAACAUGGUUGAAAGGACAACACCUGGAAGCAAAGACCUCACCAGCAAAGAGAUUCGGGAAGGAGGACGAAUUCUGAUGCAGAAGCUACAAAAGUAUAAACCUCGUAUAGCAGCUUUCAAUGGAAAAUGUAUUUAUGAAAUUUUUAGUAAAGAAGUUUUUGGAAUUAAAGUUAAGAACUUGGAAUUUGGACUGCAGCCACACAAAGUGCCAGAUACAGAAACUCUCUGCUAUGUUAUGCCAUCGUCCAGUGCAAGGUGUGCUCAGUUUCCCCGGGCACAAGAUAAAGUUCAUUAUUACAUAAAGCUGAAAGACUUAAGGGACCAACUGAAAGGCAUUGCACCAAACACAGACGUGCAGGAGGUGCAGUACACAUUCGACUUGCAACUUGCACAAGAGGAUGCUAAGAAGAUGGCUGUCAAGGAAGAAAAAUACGACCCAGGCUAUGAAGCAGCGUAUGGAGGAGCUUACUGUGACCGUGCACUGUAUGACAGUGAGCAGUGCAGCUUCUCCUCCAAUGGAACAGCAGGAAGCGAUCCACAGUACUGCGAGGGGUCGUCCUUCGGUAUCGUUCCUAAUGGACAAUGGAUGACACAGUCCUUUGCAGACCAGAUCCCAGAGUUCAAUGCUGGUGUGACACAGGAAGAGGAGGGAAGCAGCGUGUAGGAGCUGUUCCUUCUCGGCUAUGCAUCCAUGCUGCAGUUUUAAUGCAGUGACCAAGAUUGGUACCUCAGUUCUCCAACUGAAGCAUUUUAAUAGUAUUUUAUCUCCCCUAGUUAUUUUAUUAUAGUCCAAAGUAAGUGUGUGGUAGGCUGAAAUUGAUGAACUAGAUAAUUUUAAGGAACUGUUGAAAGUUUUUUUUUAAAAAAAGUUAGGCCUUUUUUGUAUAUGAGUUUUAUAUUUAAUGUAUACCAUUUCUUGCAGGUUUCGACAAAUUGCUUUCUCAUUUGUGAAGAUUUCUUUGGGGCGUUAAUUUUAUUUCAUGAAUUGUAAUGUAGUAGUAACAGCAGCAGUAUACUUCUUACUGAUGCCUCAAUAUUUGGAUAUCUCACAAUCCUUUUAUAUCCAGAGGGGAAAAUGGGAAGUGUACCCUUAACUUAUGUGAAGCGAUAUUUUUAAUCAUGCACAGUUAAGGAAACUGUGCUUUUUAAGUCUGCCUUUUACCUUCUUAAAAAGUGCAGAAAGUUGCAUUCUGCAGCUGUGAGUACUGAGUAUCUUCUGGGUGGGAAGAGAGAGCUCUGUCUGUUUGGUGAGUGGACCAUAUUCAGGAUUAAGGGAGUGAAGACAUCAUCUCAAGUCACAACACUGGGGAGGAAAAUUUGUGUCACACAGGACAGAGCCUAAAUAUUCUAGCUGAGCUGUCUUAAGGUAAGAUAACCUACCACUCUUAUCUCUUUCCCUCUGAAAUUCCAACGUAAGGCACUGGAAUUCCUUGAAAAAAAACCAAAACAAACAACAGUGCUGGUUCUUCAACUCUGUGCAUUCAAACUCUGUGGUUACCUUCACGUGACCUUCAGGAGUAGACAACUCCUUUGAACAGAUUACAUGGCAGGGAAUUGAAAGGCUGCAUUCUCUGUAAAAAUCAUGUACAGCUACAUUGUUUACAUCAUGUACAAUUAGCACAGGGUGAAAAGAGCUUGCAAUUUAGCAGGUUUGAACAUUCCAUUCUCUUCAAUCUGUAGGACCUUAGAGGGUGGUCUCCUUAUUCCUCUUACAAGCAAAAAAUACUGAGUUAAAUAUAGGGGCAGCUGUUCCGUGAAUAAGAAAGAAGUUGGCUGUAGAAACUACAGCUCUCUUCUGAGGAACUUGCCUAAAUGGCACACAUUUUUGGCCAAUAUUAGUUACUGAGAAAGAAACACGAUUCCAUCCUGGUGCCUAACCAUCGUCUUCUUUCCCUCCUUUGUCAUGUGAGGAAGAGAUGAAGUAAAAGCAAUAAGCUGAUCAAAACACUACAGUUUUGAUGAUCUUAUGACAGUUGGUGCUUCACAUACUUGAAAAACAGAUACAAACAGUAUCUCCACACUCCACACGGGCCAGAGAGUCCUGUAGGGCGUGAUUUAUCCUUUCUUCACAGCCAGCAACGGUUGUCACUUGUGUGCAACUAGUUAGUGUAGGUUCUAAUCCUGCUGUAACAGCUCUCACUGAGAUCACACACUGUCAACCUGUUGUGAGGCAGGCAUGAUGUUUACAGUUUCUUCCCAAAUUAACGUGGCUUAAUUCUGAGCGUCUUAAAUCAAGAAAGUGUGCAUUAUGAUUCUGAUUGUGUUUAUUAGCUUCAGCAUAAAGCUAUUCUGUAUAUUGUCAAAAGGUA